AUGUCUGAUAGUGUUGUCGAGGAUGGCUCAGUACCCGAGCAGGAGGCGAGGUCUGAUAGUGUUGUCGAGGAUGGCUUAGUACCCGAGCCAGAUGCGAGGUCUGGUAGUGUUGUCGAGGAUGACAUAGUACCCGAGCAGGAGGCGAGGAGGCGAGGUCUGAUAGUGUUGUUGAGGGAUGACAUAGUAUCCGAGCAGGAGGCGAGGUCUGAUAGUGUUGUUGAGGAUGGCUUAGUACCCGAGCAGGAGGCGAGGUCUGGUAGUGUUGUCGAGGAUGGCUUAGUACCCGAGCAGGAGGCGAGGUCUGGUAGUGUUGUCGAGGAUGACAUAGUACCCGAGCAGGAGGCGAGGUCUGGUAGUGUUGUCGAGGAUGGCUUAGUACCCGAGCAGGAGGCGAGGUCUGAUAGUGUUGUCGAGGAUGGCUUAGUACCCGAGCAGAAGGCGAGGUCUGGUAGUGUUGUCGAGGAUGGCUUAGUAUCCGAGCAGGAGGCGAGGUCUGAUAGUGUUGUCGAGGAUGGCUUAGUACCCGAGCAGGAGGCGAGGCCUAGUAGUGUUGUCGAGGAUGGCUUAGUACCCGAGCAGGAGGCGAGGUCUGAUAGUGUUGUCGAGGAUGACUUAGUACCCGAGCAGGAGGAGGCGAAGUCUGGUAGUGUUGUCGAGGAUGGCUUAGUACCCGAGCAGGAGGCGAGGUCUGGUAGUGUUGUCGAGGAUGGCUUAGUACCCGAGCAGGAGGCGAGGUCUGGUAGUGUUGUCGAGGAUGGCUUAGUACCCGAGCAGGAGGCGAGGUCUGGUAGUGUUGUCGAGGAUGACAUAGUACCCGAGCAGGAGGCGAGGUCUGUUGUGUUGUCGAGGAUGACAUAG
Molecule: messenger RNA, 858 nt
Organism: Pecten maximus
Lineage: Eukaryota; Metazoa; Mollusca; Bivalvia; Pectinida; Pectinidae
Exons: 3
Coding region: 1-858 (285 amino acids)
Source: RefSeq, a predicted model, not a curated record